AUGGUCACAAAAAGCAAGCUAAAGAUGGCUCUGGCCGCCGAAAAGGGCACAGAUUUCAAGAAGCUCAAGCUCUUGAAGAAACAGAAGGAGGCUGAGAAGCGCAACGCCGCCGCUCGUGGGGCCGACGACAAGGACUCAGACGAAGAGAAGGAGGAGAAGACAAUUCAGAUUGAGGCUGAUUUUGAGGAUGAGGACGAUGAGGAAGAGGACGAGGAUGAUGAGGACGAUGAAGAGCCCCAGUACGACCUACAAGGCAUCAACGACAGCGACGACUCAGACUCUUCAAUCGAGCUUGAGGAGAAGAUUAUUCGCAAGCCCAAGAGAGACACACUCAAGAAGACCGAGCUCGCACAAUUGGCAGCUGAGAAGGCAGCCGCUGCUGCUGCUGAAGAGGACGAGGAGGAAGAUCCUGAGGCAGACGACAUCCCCAUGUCAGACCUUGAAGAUCUCGACGACGAAGAUAAGGAGGACAUUAUUCCCCACCAACGCCUCACCAUUAACAACACAACCGCCCUCCUCGCCGCCUUGAACCGCAUCUCUGUUCCCACAGACAAGUCUGUUCCCUUCGCGACACACCAGUCCCUCGUCUCCAGCAGCGCCACAGCCGAAUCUAUCCCCGAUGUCCAAGAUGAUCUCCAGCGCGAGCUCGCCUUCUACACCCAGAGUCUCGAGGCCACGCGCACAGCCCGCAAGCUCCUCCGCCAAGAGGGUAUUCCUUUCUCUCGUCCCAAGGAUUACUUUGCUGAGAUGAUCAAGGAGGAUGCCCAUAUGGAGAAGGUCAAGGCCAAGCUUGUUGAGGAGGCGUCCAACAAGAAGGCUGCCCAGGAGGCCCGCAAGAUGCGCGACCUCAAGAAGUUCGGAAAGCAGGUUCAAGUCGCCAAGAUGCAGGAGCGACACAAGGAGAAGCGCGAGACCCUCGACAAGAUCAAGAACCUCAAGCGAAAGCGCUCAGAAACCGGCGGUGCUGGUCUCGACACCAAGGAAGCCGACAUCUUCGACGUCGGUGUCGAGAAGGAGAUGAAGAGCCACAACCCUCGCUCAGGCGCUGGUCGCGGUGCUGGAGCCGGAGGCAACCACAAGCGAGCCAAGAAGAACGAGAAGUACGGCUUCGGUGGCAAGAAGCGCCACGGCAAGUCAGGCGACGCCAUGAGCUCCGGCGAUCUCAGCGGCUUCGAUGCCAAGAAGAUGAAGGCCGGCGGCAGAGUAUCCAAGCCAAGGCCUGGCAAGGCGAGAAGAAAGACUAUGGGCUCUCGGUAG
Molecule: messenger RNA, 1257 nt
Organism: Fusarium graminearum PH-1
Lineage: Eukaryota; Fungi; Ascomycota; Sordariomycetes; Hypocreales; Nectriaceae
Exons: 3
Coding region: 1-1257 (418 amino acids)
Biological process (GO): rRNA processing; ribosomal large subunit biogenesis
Cellular component (GO): nuclear periphery; preribosome, large subunit precursor; nucleolus
Source: RefSeq, a predicted model, not a curated record